This is a messenger RNA of Scomber japonicus (chub mackerel), 684 nucleotides long. Its product is annotated as ras-related protein Rab-17-like. Bases 1 to 684 code for a protein of 227 amino acids. The transcript is spliced from 5 exons. The record is from RefSeq and is a predicted model, not a curated record. Gene Ontology annotation, molecular function: GTPase activity; GTP binding. Gene Ontology annotation, cellular component: endosome. NCBI's taxonomy places the organism in Eukaryota, Metazoa, Chordata, Actinopteri, Scombriformes, Scombridae.
AUGGGGGAAACUCUUCCAAGAGUGCCAGGAGCAGCUCAGCUCCAGAGUGACACUUUGAAAAGACACGUCCGGACUCUUAGGGUUAAGAUGGUACUUCUGGGAGGCUCUGGAGUGGGAAAGUCCAGUUUGGCUAUGAGAUUUGGCAGAGAUGAGUUCUACACUACAUCACCUACUGUGGGCUGUGCAUAUAUGACCCGAGUGGUGCAUCUGAGUGAUGUCACUAUUCGCUUUGAGAUAUGGGACACUGCAGGGCAGGAAAAAUACCACAGUGUCACCCCACUUUACUACAGAGGAGCCCACGCUGCACUCCUGGUCUAUGAUAUCAGCAAAAGGGAAACAUUCAUCAGAGCUCAGAUGUGGCUCAAAGAGCUCGAGAAACAGUACAUCGAAGGAUCUACUGUCAUAUGGCUGGUGGGCAACAAGGGAGAUCUCGCUCAGGAUCGGCAAGUCUCAGUGCAGGAAGGACAGAGUCUAGCCAAUCAUAAAGGCUUAUGCUUUAUAGAGACAUCGGCUCUGUUAGGAGAACAGACCAAUGAGCUGCUGCAAUCUGUGGCCCACAGAGUGUACGAGUGUAUUGGAGGGCAUCAAGGUGGGCUGUCAGAGUGGCAGGAGACACCACUUGUGGAACUGCAACAUAGAGACACAUCUAAUCCUUUUGCAUCCUGCUGCAAAGUUGGGCCCUAA